GAUCCUAUGUGCUUGCGUGGUCCUUUGUUGCUAAGAUAUGGACGAGACCAAACUGAGGCAGAUGGCAGUGAUGGCGAGGGGAGACCAAGGCUACCAUGAGACGGAAGUGACCAUCAGUGGCGAGGCUGACCUUCACCGGGCGUUUGUAUUUUGUGACAAGAACCCGGGCCACAAGAAAUUUAUUUCGGUCAAAAAAUUCUCAGUCUCUGAUCUCCCACAAGAAUACCAAGACGAGGACAUCGUGAAAUACAUUCUGGCUCAAGCUGAACUGACCGUUAGAAUCCGGUCCACGUACACCAGCCCAGGCAGACCUGAAGGGUACGCCUUUCACCGCCAUGCCGGUAAAGACUUACAGAGGUACGGCACCGGGUUCGUCCAGUACGUCUACAGAAAUGACGUCAGAUCCGGUAAACCCUGUCCUUGUCCCGAAUGUAAAGCGUCGUCAGAUCCACUGGAAGAAUGGGCAAAGGUCAAGGUCAGGACGGCUACGCAUGUCGUCUUCGAUGACGACGAGGCCAGGAACUCCGUCGCGGAACUAUUUUACGACGCGGAGGACGAGAAGGAUAAGAUAAAGAGCGUGUAUGGAGACAACGUGCGGUUCGGUGCCCUGCAGGGAGACUGGUGCGACAUGCGGUGUGUGACGCACGAUAUGGAGCUGGUGGAGCACCUGAAGGACACCUGGGGGAGGUGGCGGUGGCUGGAGACGAAAAUAAACCAAAAAUAUUCCGACGAUGAUCAAGCGCGUCUAGCUGUGGUUGUCUCCCACCCGCACGGCUGCGACAAACAGGUCAGCGUCGGCACGUGGCGAGACCGGCAGGUGGUGGACAGGUCGCGUGAGUUCGAGAACUGCGUCUACACCUACGACACGCCCACCUGCCCGGGCAGCAGUGGCGCCCCCGUGUGGAUACUGGGCAAGAUGAAAUGGGGCGGAUUUUUCGGCCGGCACCCCCACAGCGGAUGGACCGGGUCAGGGUUACAAACCCAGGGGUCGAAUGUUAUGGGGUUAAAUGUCACAGGGUCAAGUGCCAGUAGGGUAAAUGUCAGUGCGGUAGGGUGGGAUAAACGGAUUUAGUAAACAGACUGGUAAAAUCACAUCAAGAUACCAACAUCAUCGUGUGUAGACCCGGAACAUCAACCUUGAUGAGAAGAACCGGUACCCAGAAGAUGUUUUACAGCUGCGGAGUCACAAAUCGGGGAC
Physella acuta is the source of this 1198-nucleotide messenger RNA. RefSeq lists its product as uncharacterized. NCBI's taxonomy places the organism in Eukaryota, Metazoa, Mollusca, Gastropoda, Physidae. The record is from RefSeq and is a predicted model, not a curated record.